This is a messenger RNA of Phascolarctos cinereus (koala), 4974 nucleotides long. RefSeq names its product WD repeat domain 62 (gene WDR62). Lineage: Eukaryota; Metazoa; Chordata; Mammalia; Diprotodontia; Phascolarctidae. Gene Ontology annotation, molecular function: protein binding. The record is from RefSeq and is a predicted model, not a curated record.
GCGAGCGGCCGUUGCGACGGCUAACGGUCUCUCCGCUCGUUCCGAUCGACGCCGGGACCGUCGGGAGGGCGCCGGGGGCCGGGAUGGCGGCCUCGGAGCCCGGCGUCGGCGGCUACGCGCGGAGCGAGGCGGGGCCCCGCGGGGAGAGGGAGAAGCAGCCGCCGCUGGCGGCCGGGGGCCCGGGCCCGGCCCGCAAGAGCCUGGUCUCCCCGCCGCCGCCGCCGCUCUGCCUGAGGCGCCGAGUGAGGCUCCUGCCGGGGCCCGAGGAGACCGUGCACAGCCGGGUAACGCUGGAGAAAGUACUGGGCAUUACAGCUCAAAACAGCAGUGGCUUAACAUGUGAUCCUAACACAGGCUACAUUGCCUACCUGGCUGGGUGUGUGGUGGUGAUCUUAGACCCCAAGAAGAGUAAGCAGCACCACAUCUUUAAUACUGCCAGGAAAGCCCUGAGCGCACUCGCCUUCUCUCCUGAUGGGAGAUACAUCGUGACUGGGGAGAAUGGGCAUAGGCCAGCUGUUCGAAUUUGGGACGUGGAGGAGAAGAGCCAGGUGGCAGAGAUGUUGGGCCACAAGUACGGGGUGGCGUGUGUGGCCUUCUCACCGAACAUGAAGCACAUUGUGUCCAUGGGCUAUCAGCAUGACAUGGUGGUGAACGUCUGGGACUGGAAGAAAGACAGUGUGGUCGCCUCCAACAAGGUGUCCUGUAAGGUCAUCGCCAUCUCAUUUUCUGAGGACAGCAGCUACUUUGUGACUGUGGGCCACCGGCAUGUCAAGUUCUGGUUCUUGGAGGUGUCCAAGGACCUAAAGGUGACUGGCACGGUGCCCCUCGUGGGGCGCUCUGGCAUCCUGGGAGAGCUGCACAACAACGUCUUCUGUGGGUUGCCUGUGGGGAGAGGCAGGAUGGCGGGCAACACCUUCUGUGUGUCCUACUCUGGUCUCCUCUGCCAAUUUAAUGAGAAGAGAGUCCUAGAAAAGUGGAUCAACCUGAAGGUCUCCCUUUCAUCAUGCUUAUGCGUCAGUGAGGAUCUCAUCUUCUGUGGCUGUACCGAUGGGACAGUCCGCAUCUUCCAAGCACGUGACAUGCAUUAUGUGACCAACUUACCCAAGCCUCACUACUUGGGAGUAGACGUGGCCCAAGGCCUGGAUCCCAGCUUCCUCUUCUGUAGGAAGGCUCAGUCAGUCUAUCCAGACACAGUGGCGCUGGCCUUUGACCCCUGCCACCACUGGCUGUCCUGUGUGUACAAGGACCACAGCAUCUACGUUUGGGACAUCCGAGACCUAACUAAAGUGGGCAAAGUAUGGUCUGAUCUCUUCCACAGUUCCUAUGUCUGGAACGUCGAGGUUUACCCGGAGUUUGAAGACCAGAGAGCCUGUUUGCCUUCAGGAUCCUUUCUGACCUGCUCCUCCGACAACACUAUCCGCUUCUGGAACAUGGAGAACAGCCCGACUUCUGGCCGUCCCAAGAAUGUUUUCAGCAAUAACCUGCUAAAGGUGGUAUAUGUAGAAAAUGACAUCCAGCAUCUGCAGGACAUAUCCCACUUCCCAGACCGAGGAAACGAGAAUGGGACUCCUGUGGACAUGAAGUCAGGAGUUCGGGUCAUGCAGGUCAGUCCUGAUGGUCAGCAUUUGGCCUCAGGUGACCGAAGUGGAAAUCUGAGGAUUCAUGAGCUUAGGUUCAUGGAUGAGCUGAUUAAGGUGGAGGCCCAUGAUGCAGAAGUUUUGUGUUUGGAAUAUUCCAAACCUGAAACUGGGGUGACAUUGCUGGCCUCAGCCAGUCGAGACCGACUCAUCCACGUGCUCAACGUGGAGAAGAACUAUAACCUGGAGCAGACCCUGGAUGACCAUUCUUCCUCCAUCACAGCCAUUAAGUUUGCAGGGAACAGAGACAUCCAGAUGAUCAGCUGUGGAGCUGACAAAAGCAUCUACUUCCGCAGUGCCCAAAAGGUGUCUGAUAGCCUUCAUUUUGUACGUACGCAUCAUGUGGCGGAGAAGACCACCCUGUAUGACAUGGACAUUGAUAUCACCCAGAAGUAUGUGGCUGUGGCCUGUCAGGACAGGAAUGUGAGAGUCUACGAUACGGUCAAUGGCAAACAGAAGAAAUGCUACAAAGGCUCUCAGGGGGAUGAUGGCUCCUUGCUGAAGGUGCAGGUAGACCCUUCAGGCACCUUCCUAGCCACCAGUUGCUCUGACAAGAGCAUCUCGGUGAUUGACUUCUAUUCUGGAGAGUGCAUUGCCAAGAUGUUUGGGCAUUCAGAAAUUGUCACAGGCAUGAAGUUUACUUAUGACUGUCGCCACCUGAUCACUGUAUCUGGAGACAGUUGUGUAUUUAUCUGGAAGCUGGGCCCAGAGAUCACCAACUGCAUGAAACAGCACUUGAUGGAAAUCGAUCACAUUGAUCAGGAGAAGAAAAUGAAAGAGAGAAAGUGGUGCAGCCAGCUGAGGCGGGAGACUUACGUGUCUGUGCCCGGUGGAACUUGCUCCCUGAGCCCUGGAGAACAGACGGAUGAUGAGCUGGAAGAGGAGUGUGAGCAAGAGUUGCUGCUGAAGACCCCCACUAAAGACAGCUUUGAAACAGAUCCCCGGUGCCUGCUGACAAAUGGCAAGCUUCCUCUCUGGGCAAAGCGGCUGCUGGGGGAUGAUGACGUGGACGGGGCCACGUUCCAUGCCAAGCGGAGCUACCAGCCUCAUGGCCGCUGGGCUGAACGGGCUGACAGAGAGCCCAUCAAGACCAUUUUGGAUGCCCGGGACCUGAACUACUAUUUCAGCCCCGUGAACCCUGACAUGCUGGAUGACUGUGGCCUAGAGAAGGUGGAGCCCAAGAGUCUGGCCCAGCUGCUCACUGAGACAGAGGGCCAAGAGGACCGAAGCCAGACAGAGAGUGGUUUCCGGUGUCCGGACUUCCUCCAAUUGGAUCUGGGGUCUUCUAAGGCGAGUGACAUCAUCAUUUACACCCUGGAGCCAGAGGCCAUCCCGGACAGUGAGUACCAUCUAAAAGAAGUGGACAUCUCCCCCUGCCAGCGGGGCAAUGGUUUUCUUCGAGUCAACUCACUUCUGACUGGGGAUCUGGACAGCCGGGCCCCGGAGCACCAGCCCGAAGGUGGGGAGUCACUGGAGUCCGAGGCUGAAACGGAAGUUGAGACUGUUGACUUGGAAGGUGGCUUCAAAGCCAUUCACUCCUCCCCCACCCAACCCAAGGCAGAGGAGAGCCCCUUAGAGCUGAUCCCACUAGUCCUAGAGAGUGCUUCGGAAGUGGAGCUCGUCAGAUCCGAGGGGCCCAUGCCCCCCAGCAGCUCUUUGCCGCAGACACCAGAGCAGGAGAAGUUUCUUAGACACCAUUUUGAAACCCUCACUGAUGCCCAUCCUGAAGAACUGUUUAAUGGUUCCCUGAAGGAUGUGGAGCCCCCUGAGGUGGAUUCAGAGUCUGAGAAACACUUCUUCUUCAACCCUCGCCUGAGCAUUUCUGCCCAGUUUCUUUCUCGAUUCCAGAAAAGUCCCAGGUUUGCACACAGCUUCCCACCGACACUGCCCCUUCAGUUAGUGAAGCCGCUGGAGGCCGUGGCCCAGAGGGCUGACGGGAGCCACGGCACUGCAGAUGCCUCUGAUGGACUCCUUGGUGAGAAGACAGCUGAGAGCACAGAGACCCCAGCGCCUGCAUCCUGGUGCCCGCUGAGCUCUGGCAUCACUGGCAUAGUGCCAGGCCCACCCCUUGAGGCUUUCCCGGGCCUCCCCCUGGAGAAAGAGAGGGAAAGGGUACCAGAGCAGUUGCCUCGACUGCCCUCUGCCCUGGCCCAGGGCAGCCGAGAACUCCCCACCCGCUCCUGCGUGGAGGCUGCUAGGAAUUCCCGUGCAAAGAUGUCCCGAAGUGUAUCUCUUGGAGAAAACCUUACCCCUGCCCUGGGAAAGUACCCCCAAUCCUUGUAUGGCUUAAGGAAGCCUCUGUCAAUGGAAGAACUCUCAACAGUGGGGCAAGAUGGUCUGCCAGGCAGCACCAGUGAGCUGAACAGCAAGGAGGGGGGCCAGGGCCUGCCCCUCUGGGGUAAUCAUGAAGCCCGAGCCAGCCUGAGGCUGGACCUGCCCAAUGUCUGUGACCAGCUCCUGAUGCCUCCCCGAUCAUCACCCCCUACCCCAGCCUGUAAGCUUCCUGAGACAGGCCUAGAAAGAGGCUGGACUCAGGGCUCUCUGGCCACUGUGGAAACUGCCCCAGCAGCACCCCUGGCCAGUGACACUCCUGAGGUGAAGGCCAUGGGCCUCUCUGAACCCGGAUUCCUCCAGAAACUGUCGGGGUCUGAGCUACCAGCUCAGGCCCGCACCAAGGGCCCGGCCACCAAAGAAUCUCUGGGGCCCAGGGGCAUCAGUUCUGAAGCCUCCCUCUUGGAACCUCUCCCUGUCCCCCAGCUCAGCAUGAGCAACGUGGAAUGUAUCACCCUAAAGCUGAGGCGCAGCUUUCAGGAGGCCUUGAACCUUUACAACCUGGUGGUUUCCAGGCCCCAGGUGAGUGGGGAACAGCAGCAAGCCCGAUCAGAAUUGUCAUCGACCUUCCGGUGGAUACAGGGCCAGCUGGAGGCGGUGGCCUGGCUAGGGGGGGAAGAGGUGGCCCAACUCUCAUCCCCAUGCUUGUCUCCAGUCCCUUCCCCAGCUCAGGGCCUGGCCCCAGCCCCAGGCCUCCCGUCCCCUCUGCUGUGGUGCUUGCCCAGCUCAGAGGUCCGAGCCCUGUUGGAACACUACUCAGAGCUGUUGGUGCAGGCUGUUCGAAGAAAGGCGGGUGGCAGGGAGAUGAGGGCAGACCAGGGGAGCAGGGCCUGAGCCUCCUUUAACACCGCCAUCCCUUCUGGGGAGUCAAAAGCCAUAAGCCACAACACUGACAUGACAACCUCUUCCUUCUCUGCUCUACUGCUUUUCUGAAAAGGUCUAUUUUUUUGAAAAUAAACGACUUUGAUGUGAGUGGCUCCUGGUGCCUCAUCCCCACCCCCCAACU